AUGCACACUUGCUUUAUAGCGCUCGCGCCGCACGCAAUUACAAUACUUCAGUCGGGACUCCGCGUGAGAAGAUGCGCCGUUUCCUGCCAAGACCCUAUUAAAUAUGAAAACCGCAUCAAAAACGAUAACAAUCAGAAUGAAAUAGUGUCCGGAGCGGGCGCGGCAUUUCCUCGAUUAUCAUGCGGUCAGUUUUUGCGCGCGACAAUUACGUGGCAUCUGUAUGCAUGCGGCAGACGCGCGCGCAAUCCUGCGCCCCGCACCCCCCGCACCUCCGCCACCCCGCACCCGCCGCCGCCCUCGGAGCCCUGCACGACGUUUUUGCCGCACUCCUGCGCCGGGCCGUGGGAGCCUUCGUGCUUAGAUGCUGGU
Brenthis ino (lesser marbled fritillary) is the source of this 369-nucleotide messenger RNA. The record is from the annotation of a GenBank genome assembly. NCBI's taxonomy places the organism in Eukaryota, Metazoa, Arthropoda, Insecta, Lepidoptera, Nymphalidae.